AUGGUUGAGACAAAGCUGGGCUUUAAAAGAUCAGUGAUAAAGGAAGGACAUUUCAGGAACAAGCUGUACACUGAAAUCAAGUGUGAGAAGUGUGGCACAUUUGCAGAACUGCACGGAAGUUUAACAUGGCUCUACUGCAGGGAAGGGUUUUCACUCAUUGGUAGCAAGAACUGGUUGAAGAUUGUAAGACGCAUGGAUUGUCUGUUGUUUGGAACGACGAUAAAGCCUGUGGUGGUUAUGACUACGUUCAGCUUGUCUCCUAAUCACCAAGUUGUUCCAUUGCAGUCGCACCAGCACCCAGAGCAGCAGCAGUGCUUACUGGCCGGCGCGGCCACUUCAGGAGGAAGGACCUCAGUGACCUGCUUAGCUCAGUCUCUCCUGGCAUCAAAGGAGCUGCCCCUUGUCUAUGAACAAUCUGUAUGGAAUGCAGAAGAAAUAGGCCCUUUUCUACGUUUGUGCCUCAUGGAUCAAAGUUUCCCAGCAUUUGUGGAAGAUGUGGAAAAGAACCUAAAAAAGCUGGCAGGGUUGAGAAAUUAACCCUGUAUGUACAUAUCCCACCAGGGAACUUGA
Messenger RNA from Manis javanica (Malayan pangolin), 570 nucleotides. NCBI's taxonomy places the organism in Eukaryota, Metazoa, Chordata, Mammalia, Pholidota, Manidae. The record is from RefSeq and is a predicted model, not a curated record.